Molecule: messenger RNA, 2868 nt
Organism: Elgaria multicarinata webbii
Lineage: Eukaryota; Metazoa; Chordata; Lepidosauria; Squamata; Anguidae
Exons: 5
Coding region: 127-2868 (913 amino acids)
Biological process (GO): positive regulation of Rho protein signal transduction
Molecular function (GO): guanyl-nucleotide exchange factor activity
Source: RefSeq, a predicted model, not a curated record
ACCUUUGAUCACACAAGAAAUGCUUCUUUGCCAUUACCUGCGGCUUUCCCUGGAGAGAACAGCAGAGGAGAAAUAAUUAAAGCAUGAACAAAAUCAAAUAUCUCAAAUCAAGCCCUACUAGGCUGGAUGAGGACCAGGUUUCUCCUCUGCGCGUGGACCCACGGUGAUGACCCUGGAGAUGUAUCUGCUCUUAUACGUGAGCACCCAGAUAGCAGAGCCCUGCUGUCUGUGGCCAGGACUUCCGAACACCAUCUGAGCAGUCUGGCAACUCCUUCAUCCUCUUGCCCUCUCCCUUCUAAAAACAUCAGUCUGUUCAAUCAUCCAUGUCGGUUUGCUAUGACAUACAUCAACGUUGAUGAGAGACAGGAACACUGUCGGGUAAUUCUGAGCUGCCAGAAUAAUCAGCUAUACGCCCAACAUGGCUUAAAGGAUUUCUCAAUUAGCAGCAUGCAUCCACUAAAGAACUUAGACCCUCGUAUUUUUACUGGAGACUUUAAUCCUGUAAGCAAAGUAGACAGUAAUGCAGGGGCACAUCUGUAUCAGAGCGUGGAGAACCUACACUGGGCCACAAUGGCGGAUUCACAUUGUCAUCCCAAUUGUGGAAAUGUAGACAAUGAACUCGUUUUCCAUUACAAAGGCGCAGCGCAUUGGUCCAAGUAUUCCAUGGAAGGUGCCCCAUCCCCCAGCUCGCCUGAAUGUUGCCGACACUUCCCCCUUCCCUCGGAGCACAUGCCGCCUGCAGCGCGAGACAUAGCCCUUCCCCCCGGUGCCAAAGUGCCUCCGUGGUUUUUCUCCUCCAUCGAUGUGGAUGCUAAAAAAAACUUAAAGGAAAGGCUUAGACUUCACGGUGCGAAAGCUACAGAGAUUUGCAAGCCUGUCAGACCUCAGGCUUCCUUGAAUGACCUCGUUGCAAGGGAAUGUUCUGAAUGCCGGGCAUGCCAGCACUCUAAGAAUGGUUGUUCGGUUAAGUGUUGCACCAUAUUUGUGCAGCACACUACGCUUCCUCAUGGACCAUGGAUGGCGCUGGAGAGGCAUCGGCCAUGUUUUUCCCGCAGGCUUACCAACCCAGAAGACAUCAAACAAGAAGCUCAGAGGAGGUUGCAGAUCAGGAGACAGAACAGCUCGCCCAACUUGACCCUCCAUUGUGUUAAUGACAGCCAGGAGAUGGCCAGAUCCCAAACUACCGGAUCCUUAAAGGGAUAUGAGGUGGAAAGGGACACCAGAAGGACUUUGGAGCUGAGCAGGAAAGGAGAUUGCAAAGAAAAGCUCUACAUUCCAACUUUUGAGGAGUUCAAGAGGAUGAGAAUCAAGGGGACAUGUUUUCUCAACGGCAGCAAUGAAACAUCACAAGACAUGAAGGAAGGGGCCCAAAGGUUGGAAGAAAAAAGAAAUCAGAACCUUUGUUCAGAUGCCCAGCAGGAUCUUGUCAAAGAAAUAGUUCCAACGAUAGAUUAUUAUGAUGAUGUUUUUCAUGAAAACACUGAGAUUGCUUCUGGCUUUGUUGGCUAUCAAGAUAGCUCAUCCACAUGGGACAGGAGUUUCUGCCUGAUGAAUAUGCCUGUGGCUCGGGACCAGAACGAUGAGGUGCUGACUUCAGAUAGGAUCCCAGUCCCCAUUUGUUCUAGUCCAAUCCCAAGAUCACCUCUACAAUCUGCUGCAGUUCCUAGGGAGGAGGGAAAGAAAGCCUUUGGUGAAGGGGAGAAGCAGGGACUGGAUGCAAGACAACUAAGUGAAGUCCUUCACCAUGCUGGACAGUCCCUUGCACCUGAAGCCCAGUCUUCUUGUUGCCCAUUGCUAUUAGAAGCAACAGAUAUAUCCAGCUAUGGAGCUAAGCUACAGAAAAUGAAGGAUGAAUUUAUAGGUUCUGCACUCGACCUCAUUAAAAAGAGCUGCAGUGCUGAAACUACACCUGAGACCUCCUCCAAAGGAUCAUGUGAACUUAAAAAGGCUGAUCUCACUUUUGUGGAGGACCAUCAACAACCCACAGCCUCCAGCCCCAACUGCCGCCGAUCCAGCUCUGACAUCUCCUACGAAACGUCAGAAUGCACCAGAGCUCAGCGGGAGUGUCGGUUACGGCCUCAUUUCAGUGACCCAAUGCCGACAGAUGCUGUGAAGAGGAAACAGCUGGAGUUGAAGAUAGCGGCGGCAGCACGCCAGCACGCCCAGAAACGCCGGCAAGAGAGCGACCCCAGCCCAGCACUGACUAAAGCUAACAUCAACUACGGCGGCAGUGUUGAUGAGAACCGCCGUGUCCUGGGUGGCUCCUUUCGUUCCAAAUACCGCUGGAGCAACGUCAGCAGUCUCAGUGCGGACAGCGGCAUUGUGGGUGGGAGCGACGAGCGGGACAAUCCAGAUGCCAGCAGCGGAGGGGGCCCAAGGAUGAGGCUGGCUGCGAUGGAGCGGGCAGACAGUGGCAUCAGCCAAGUGCUGAGUAGGAAGUGGAGGAACAGGGCGUCUGAAACCUUGACCUCCCUGCAGGCGUGGGAGGCCCACCAACCUUGCACCGACUGCGGUGGGAGAGAUUCCCCACUGGAGACGGACGUUCAGAACCGGAACAAGAGACGGGCCGCCCUGUGUGAGAAGUGCCUGAAGUGCCGGACCGAGCGGAAGGAGUCCGUGCUGGAGUUCGUUAACACUGAAGCUAGUUAUGGGGAGGACCUGCGCAUCAUCAAAGAGGAGUUCUACCUUCCCAUGCAAGCUGCAGGCCUCCUAACGCAGGACCAGCUGGUGGUGGUUUUUAGCAACAUACAGGAGCUGAUAGAUCUCAACGAAAACUUCCUGGAGUACCUUCAGGAAGAGAUUGACCAGGCCUUUGAGCAGGUAGCGUGUAGUCUCAGGCUUCCUCUCCUUUUGGGUAAUCAUAAGUGA